This is a messenger RNA of Cinara cedri, 1602 nucleotides long. NCBI's taxonomy places the organism in Eukaryota, Metazoa, Arthropoda, Insecta, Hemiptera, Aphididae. The record is from the annotation of a GenBank genome assembly.
AUGGAUAUUGAUAUCGAUAUUGAAAUGUUGAUUUCCCUGGUUGAAAAUAGACCUGUGCUUUGGGAUAAAACUUCAGAAAGAUACAAAAUUAAACAGCUUAAUUUUACGGCAUGGAUGGACAUCUGCAAAAUGAUACAUCCAAGUUUUGAUACAUUAUCUGAUAAAGAAAAAAACGAAUUUGGUAAGUUUACAUUAAUUAUUUAUUCAUUAUUAUUUAUUAUUUAUUAUACAAAUAUAAUAUUUUUCCCUAUUUUCGUUAAAUAUACUGAUUCUGCCACGGUAAUCUCCCUUCUGGUGACACAAAGUACUCAGCAAAUUUAUUUCUAAUCAUAUUUGAUGUUAAGCUACCUCUUACCGAAUUUGAACGAGGUAAUUGGCGUAGAUCGGAGUUUAGAUCUUCAGUAGUUAAAUCGCUAGAUAUACUAUUAAUAAUUCCCUCUUCUUUGUGAAUAAAAUUUUGCAACAAACAACAAGUCUUUACUAUAUCAACUGCUAAAUCCGUAGAUACAUUUAAUGGUUGAUGUAAAAUUCGCCAUUUAUUCGCCAUUAUAACAAAUGUACAUUCAACAUACCGUCUUGUCAAACGGUAGUUGAAUGUACUUUUUAAUUCAUCGAGUUGAUGACCAUCAAACGGUCGAAGUACAUGUUCAUGUAUGGCAAAUGCUUCAUUACCAACGAAUACGUAUGGUAGAUCACAAUCAGUUCCUAGUUUAUUUGUAGAUGAUGGUGUGUUCAAUCUAUCAUUUAAUAAGUUUUUCCAAAAUUGUGUUUGUUUGAAUACCACUGAAUCACAUUCUUUCCCGUAUGCACCAACAUCGAUAAAAAUAUAAUUAUAGUUAGUGUCUGCCACGGCCAUUAGUACGAUGGAAAAGUAGUGUUUGUAGUUUAAAAACAUUGAUCCACUUUGUUAGGGUUUUAUGACUCUAAUAUGCUUACCGUCUAUGGAUCCUAAGCAUAGAGGAAAAUUUGCAGCACUUUCAAAAUUAUUGGCUAUCAUUAACCAGUCGUCCUUGGAUGGAAUUUUCAUAUAUAUAUUACACAAUUCAGUCCAUAUUGUUGUACAUACUUCUCGAACGAUAUAGCUUAUUGUUUUUAUUCGGAUUCUAAAUGUGUAUUGAAGAUCUGUAAAUGUACUUCCUGAUGGCAAGAACCUGUAAAAAUAAAUAUUUUUAAGUUUUAAUCUAUUUGUUUUUAAUUUUAAGAAAAAAUGUUAUAAAAAAAUGGAAUAAUGCAAGAGAUAAUUGGAUGAGAUGUGAUAAAAAAAAUAAAGAGUACAACAAGUCAGGUUCAGCAGCGAAACCUGUUCAAAAAUACAAGUUUUAUAAGCAAAUGCAGUUUUUAAAUAAAAUUGUAGGUCAUCGACCAACAGAAACAAAUAUGCCACUUGCUGAAGACGUCGAAGAAAACUCAAUUAUAUCUGAAAGUCAAGUUCAAAAAAAGAAAAUGAAGACACCAAAUGGUAAAAGGAGCUUUUCUUCGACUGCUGAACCUUCGCCAGAAUCAAUCGACAGUCUAGACACAGCUGAAAGUCAAACAGCCGUUUCCGAUUACGAUUUCGAUUUUUCAAAACCACCAGUUUUUUACAAAUCAUUAAUUAAUUAA